AUGUCUGACACUGAAGAACAACCCGUUGUCCAACAACAAGAAAUCCAAUUCGUGGAACUUGCCACCCCCAUCCCUGCUGAAGUGCAAGCUGGCCAAGGUGAAGUCAAGCUUUUCAACAAGUGGUCGUUUGAAGGCAUCGAAAUCAAGGAUGAAUCGCUUGUGGACUACAUCCAAGUCCAAAAGCCCAUCUUUGUCUCGCACACUGCUGGUCGUUACGCCGCCAAGAGAUUCAGAAAGGCCCAAUGUCCCGUCGUCGAAAGAUUGACCAACUCGUUGAUGAUGAACGGUAGAAACAACGGUAAGAAGUUGAAGGCUGUUAGAAUCGUCAAGCACGCUUUUGAAAUCAUCCACGUUUUGACCGAACAAAACCCCAUCCAAGUCUUGGUUGACGCCAUCGUCAACUCGGGUGCCAGAGAAGACUCCACCAGAAUUGGUUCUUCGGGUACCGUCAGAAGACAAGCCGUUGAUGUCUCUCCUUUGAGAAGAGUUAACCAAGCUAUUGCUUUGUUGACCAUUGGUUCGAGAGAAGCCACCUUCAGAAACAUCAAGACCAUCGCCGAAUGUCUUGCUGAAGAAUUGAUCAACGCUGCUAAGGGUUCGUCGACCUCGUACGCCAUCAAGAAGAAGGACGAAUUGGAAAGAGUUGCCAAGUCUAACCGUUAA
Diutina rugosa is the source of this 663-nucleotide messenger RNA. RefSeq names its product 40S ribosomal protein uS7 (gene RPS5). Gene Ontology annotation, cellular component: ribosome; cytosolic small ribosomal subunit. The coding region runs from base 1 to 663 and encodes 220 amino acids. NCBI's taxonomy places the organism in Eukaryota, Fungi, Ascomycota, Pichiomycetes, Serinales, Debaryomycetaceae. The record is from RefSeq and is a predicted model, not a curated record. Gene Ontology annotation, molecular function: structural constituent of ribosome; rRNA binding; mRNA binding. Gene Ontology annotation, biological process: ribosomal small subunit assembly; translation. The transcript has a single exon.